CUCUUCUUCCUAACACGUGCCGCUUUUCUUCCUCAAGCUGAAGAGGAGGAUCCAGCCUUCUGGAAUAAGAAGGCCUCCCAGGCCAUCCAACAAGCCCUCCGUCUCCGCCCUCGGCACUACCGGGCCAAGAACCUCAUCCUCUUCCUGGGAGACGGCAUGGGUGUAUCAACCAUCACAGCCGCCCGCAUCCUGAAUGGACAGAUGCUGGGGCAUUUGGGCCCUGAAACGCCUUUGGCUAUGGAUGCUUUCCCCUACUUGGCCCUUUCCAAGACGUACAACGUGGACCGGCAAGUGCCAGACAGCGCGGGCACCGCCACCGCCUACCUCUGCGGGGUGAAGGGCAACUACCAGACAGCAGGGCUGAGCGCAGCCGCCCGCUACGACCAGUGCAACACCACGGCGGGAAAUGAGGUCACGUCUGUGCUGCAGAGAGCCCGCGCGGCUGGCAUGUCUGUAGGAAUCGUGACCAGCACUCGGGUCCAACACGCCUCGCCCUCUGGAAACUACGCUCACACGGUGAACCGGAACUGGUACGCGGAUGCCAACAUGCCCUCAUCCGCGAUCGCGGAAGGAUGCAAAGAUAUCGCCCAGCAGAUGGUGGAAAACGUCGACAUCACGGUGAUCUUAGGUGGUGGCAGGAAGUAUAUGACCCCGGAGGGGACCCCGGACCCCGAGUACCCUUCAAGCUCCAGUUCCAAGGGUCUCCGCAAGGAUAAUCGAAACCUCAUUGCCGAGUGGCUGGCGGCCUCCCCGGUAAGCGUCUUCAUCUGGCAUCUUCCUCAAGUGUUGUCCCCACCCCACCCACCAGGUCUCUUUGAGCCUUCCGACAUGAAGUACGACCACAUUCGAGACAACCUCACGGACCCGACUCUGGUCGAGAUGACCGAAGCGGCCCUCAAAAUUCUCCAGCGCAACCCCAGGGGCUUCUACCUGUUUGUGGAAGGAGGCAAAAUCGACCUCGCCCACCACGACGGCAUCGCGAAGCGGGCUCUCACCGAAGCGGUGGCGUUUGAUCAGGCCAUCCAGCGGGCCGGGGAGCUGACCAGUGAAGAGGACACCCUCACCGUGGUGACCGCUGACCAUUCCCAUGUCUUCAGCUUUGGGGGCUACACCCUGAGGGGCACCUCCAUCUUCGGUUUGGCCCCCAAACUAGCAUCAGACGAGAAGACAUACACGUCUAUUGUGUACGGGAAUGGGCCGGGCUACCAGAUCACCAACCAGAGUCGCACGAACGUGAGUGCUACUGCGAGCGAGGGCAACAGCUACCACCAGCAAGCGGCUGUGCCCCUCAGUUCCGAGACCCACGGCGGCGAGGAUGUGGCCAUCUUAGCCAAGGGCCCCAUGGCCCACCUCUUCCACGGGGUGCAGGAGCAGACGCACGUGGCCCACGUCAUGGCCUUCGCCAUUUGCCUGGAGCCUUACACGGACUGCGGACUGCCCAGUACCAACUCCUGCAGCGACAUCAAGCCCUCGUUUAUUGCUUUUCUCCUGGCGGCCGUGAUCUUCUGGGGCCUCUAA
Messenger RNA from Gekko japonicus, 1518 nucleotides. Its product is annotated as intestinal-type alkaline phosphatase-like. The record is from RefSeq and is a predicted model, not a curated record. The annotation marks the transcript as partial. The transcript has 10 exons. Gene Ontology annotation, molecular function: alkaline phosphatase activity. Gene Ontology annotation, biological process: dephosphorylation. NCBI's taxonomy places the organism in Eukaryota, Metazoa, Chordata, Lepidosauria, Squamata, Gekkonidae. Gene Ontology annotation, cellular component: plasma membrane.